Molecule: messenger RNA, 441 nt
Organism: Papilio machaon (common yellow swallowtail)
Lineage: Eukaryota; Metazoa; Arthropoda; Insecta; Lepidoptera; Papilionidae
Exons: 2
Coding region: 40-432 (130 amino acids)
Biological process (GO): DNA metabolic process
Molecular function (GO): deoxyribonuclease II activity
Source: RefSeq, a predicted model, not a curated record
GUUAAUUUUUUGACAAAUUCUGAACAUUUGACCGUGGAAAUGUUAGCGCGACCUCCUGCUAAUGAAGGUUCUUUGUACGAGGAGUUUGCAGCCUCCAAGGAGCUAGUGUUGGACGUGUAUAGUCCUACGGAUGGAGAAUAUCUCUCUUCUGUGUGCGCAAAAAACUUUAGCGUACGUAACAUAGAGACAAUAUCAUUAAAGCUGAAGGAAUCAGUUCAGUACGUGAGCAAUCUGAGUGACCGCACGCGGUUCGCGGUCAGCACCGCCGCCUCCUGGCAGAAGAUGAAGUCAUUACCGCCGCAGUACUGGACCUGUGUCAGUAAUCUAGAUAAAGAGGAUACGACAGGAAAGGGUGGACUUAUUACCUGCGUCGAUGAUUAUUCCAUCUGGUUGACGUUUGAUAAUUUUAAAGUUAAAGAACCAGAAUGUUAAUAGAAGUGU